Molecule: messenger RNA, 603 nt
Organism: Rhipicephalus microplus (southern cattle tick)
Lineage: Eukaryota; Metazoa; Arthropoda; Arachnida; Ixodida; Ixodidae
Product: disintegrin and metalloproteinase domain-containing protein 10
Biological process (GO): Notch signaling pathway; membrane protein ectodomain proteolysis
Cellular component (GO): plasma membrane
Molecular function (GO): metalloendopeptidase activity
Source: RefSeq, a predicted model, not a curated record
AUGGCGGCCGCACCUUAUGGUAGACUGCUUCUGCUGCUGCUUCUACUGACCUGUUCCCAGGGCUUUGUUGACGCGCGUCGCCUGAACCGUUACGUGCGCCACUUCGAGCCCCUGUCGUACGAGCCACGGCGGGUGCACAGGGAACACGUUCGCGUCAGGAGAUCCCUGGGCGGAAGCAGCUCGCAGCACGGCAUCGUUUACUUCCGCUUCCAAGGAUUCGACAGGUUGUUUCAUCUGAAGCUGAGGCCAGAUGCGUCCGCCUUUCACAAGGACCUCGUGGUCGAGACUUCGAGCCGCGGUCGAGUGAAGCCGGACAUAGGUCACAUCUACAGCGGCGAACUGAUUGGCGAUCCUUCCAGUCGGGUAUACGGUGGCCUGCACGACGGCGUCUUUGAAGGUUCCAUCCAGUCCCGCUGGGGUCGCUUCUACGUCGAAGGGGCGCACAAGUUCUUCGCACGGCGCACGCCCUUCCACUCCGUGAUGUACGCCGCCAAAGACGCCAGAAUACCCGACGCAGGAUGGUGCGGCGUCAACAGCGAGACCACGCGUUGGAUGCAGGAGCUUGCGGCUUCUACCGAGCUAGCCGAAAUGCCGUCAUCAAGG